AGGAGGAGGGAUAAAAACAGAGACAGGCUUCGUGAAUCGGGCGGGUAAACUGGCAGACGGGCUGCCCGGCUGCGGAUGCCAUUCAGCGGCUACACUACAAAGGGAUCCACAUUGGCUUAGUACAGUAGAGGGAGGAAGUACUGUUGAUAGGAAAUCUAUUCAAACUACCUAGACAUGAGAUGAAGAGAACCGGGGAAUUGUGAGAGGACAGCAGCCAUAGGAAGAACCGAUUCAACCGACCCGCGUCCCGGAGCUGGACCUACAGUGAAACAGCGACGUCUGGUGGGACAAAUUAACCAUGACAGGAGUGUGUGGGUGCUGUGGGGCCCUAAGACCCCGAUACAAGAGACUAGUGGACAACAUCUUCCCUGAGGACCCCGAGGACGGCCUUGUUAAAGCCAACAUGGAGAAGUUGACCUUUUAUGCUCUGUCUGCUCCAGAGAAACUGGACCGUAUAGGAGCCUACCUCUCCGAAAGACUGUCCCGAGAUGUAGCAAGACACAAAUAUGGGUAUGUCUGCAUCGCUAUGGAAGCUCUGGACCAGCUGCUAAUGGCAUGCCACUGCCAGAGUAUCAACCUGUUUGUAGAGAGCUUUCUGAAGAUGGUGCGUAAGCUGCUGGAAGCUGAUAAACCAAACCUGCAGAUCCUGGGGACCAACUCGUUUGUGAAGUUUGCCAAUAUUGAAGAGGACACACCCUCCUACCACCGGAGCUAUGAUUUCUUUGUAUCCCGAUUCAGUGAGAUGUGCCACUCUAGUUACGAGGACCCUGACAUCCGCACAAAGAUCCGGAUGGCUGGGAUCAAAGGCCUGCAGGGUGUAGUGCGGAAGACUGUCAAUGAUGAGCUACAGGCCAACAUCUGGGACCCUCAACACAUGGACAAGAUCGUCCCAUCACUGCUCUUCAACCUGCAGCAGGGAGAGGGGACUGACAGCCGCUCCCCAUCUCCCCUGCAGUCCUCAGAGAAGGAGAAGGAGAGCCCCGCCGAGCUGACGGAGAGGUGUUUCCGGGAGCUGUUGGGCCGUGCAGCCUACGGGAACAUCAAGAACGCCGUCAAACCUGUCCUCAUGCACCUGGAUAAUCACUCACUGUGGGAGGGCAAAGUUUUUGCUGUCCGCUGCUUUAAAAUCAUCAUGUAUUCCAUACAGUCCCAGCAUUCCCACUUGGUCAUUCAGCAGCUCCUGGGACACCUUGAUGCAAACAGCAAAAAUGCUGCCACAGUGCGUGCUGGGAUAGUGGAGGUACUGUCUGAGGCAGCUGUUAUUGCAGCCAGUGGUUCUGUAGGGCCCACUGUGCUGGAGGUGUUUAACACUUUGCUCAGACAGCUCAGGCUGAGUAUAGACUACGAACUCACUGGCUGUUAUGAUUCCUGCAUCAAUAUCGGCUCCAAGAUUAUCAAGGAACAUGAAGAGCGCCAGUUCCAGGAGGCCGUCAUCAAAACCAUCGGGUCUUUUGCCAACACUCUUCCCACCUACCAGAGGUCUGAGGUGAUGCUGUUUAUCAUGGGGAAGAUUCCUCUACCUGAGGUCCAUCCCGCUGUGGGUUCUGCCAAAUCAGGGUACGAGGGGAGCAGGAUGAUCCAGAUGAUGCUGCUGAAGUCCCUGCUGCAGGUGACCACAGGGUUCCAGACCACCAACAUGCUCACAGCGCUGCCCAGCUCUUUCCUCGACCCCCUGCUCUCUAUCACACUAAUGGAGGAUGCAGAAAUACGCCUUCUGGUACUGGAGAUUCUGAUCAGCCUCAUUGAUCGCCAUGACAACCGGACCAAGUUCCCUACUAUCAACAUUAUCUCUGAUAUAUCUGUGCUCAAGUUAAAGGUAGACAAGUGCUCCAGACAAGACAACCUCUUCAUGAAAAAGCACUCCCAGCAGCUGUACCGGCACAUCUUCCUGGCUUGUAAAGAGGAAAAUAGCCAGUGGCCACACUUUGAGGCGCUCUAUGCCCUGCUGGCAGUCAUCAGCAUGGAGCUUGCCAACGAGGAGGUGGUGGUGGAUCUUAUCAGACUGGCCCUGGCAUUACAGGAGCUGGCCCUGAUGAAUGACGAUGGCCUGCCAGUGUUUAACCGCUGUGCUGUUCACGCUCUCUCUGCUGCCUACCUGAACCUGAUCAGCCAGCUAACCACUGUUCCAGCCUUCUGCCAGCACAUCCACGAGGUUAUUGAGAUGCGUCAGAAGGAAGUCCCCUAUUUGUUGCCAGAGGAUGUGUUCAUAGAGAAACACAGUGUUCCCAAGACUCUGCAGAAGCUUGAGGGAGAAGUGUUGUUUCUGCAAAGCAAAAUCAGUGAGGUGCUGGGAGGCAGUGGCUACAAUGCAGACAGGUUGGCUACCCCAUACAUACCCCAGCUUACAGAAGAGGACCGCCUGUCAAAGAGAAAGAGUAUCGGAGAGACCAUCUCCCUGCAAGUUGAGGUGGAGUCCAGGAAUAGUCCUGAGAAGGAGGAGAGAACUCCAGCUGAGGAGAUUACAUUUGAAACACUGAAGAAAGCUAUUGUGGACAGUGUGGGGAUGGAGGAGCAGGAGAGAGAGCGCCGACGACUGGUUGUCGAGAAGUUCCAAAAGGCUCCCUUUGAGGAGAUAGCUGCCCACUGUGGUGCCAGGGCGACUUUACUGCAAAGCAAACUGAAUCAAAUCUUUGAGAUAACCAUAAGGCCUCCUCCCAGUCCAUCAGGCACCGUCACUGCAGGGUACGGACAGACCCAGAGCCGCUCAGUCCCCGUCUAUGAGAUGAAGUUCCCCGACCUCUGUGUCUACUAGCAGCCCUGCAUGACAGGACAGGAUGGAACCUCCCACAGCAAUGUGACAACAUGACACAAUCUGAGACAAAGUUAGGGAGGUGAAGGGAGGGGGUGCAGGGAUUUUAACUUAGGAACAUCUAUCCAGACACUGUUCUAGUUAAUUUGUCUGUUGUUUACCUGGCAUGUUUAAAAGAAAGAUGCCUUUUCCAUUAAAUGCUCCGUAAUUCAGUUUUGGGGGAUAGUAGCCACAUGUAUCCAAAGUUAACCAUCGCUGCAGCUCCUCUCAAAAGAAAGUCCCAGCUCUGCAGUUAAUUCAAAGACUCUUUGAAGUAAAUUGUGACAGUGCCAUUCAACUGCAUGUGAUAAUGCCACUAUGCUAAACACUGUGCCCUGGAGCCAACAGGAACUCAUUAUUCUUAUAGCAAAACAAAGAACUUUACAGAAAGCAGUACAUUUUGUUAAUUCACGUUUCGGUGGAUAAAUUAUAAAGAUGUGAAUACAAUAUAUAUAAUUUGAUAAAUAGCUUCAGAUUUUAGAACCAGGAGUGUGUAGAUGGGUAACUUCAGGCAAUCUGCACACAUUCACAAAAAGUGGCAGUUGUUUCAAGGUGCUUGGCAAUAAUCGGUUUGAUACUAGCUAUGAGGUAAUUGUGUUUAAAUAUUCUUAUUUAUGGUUUCCAGAACCAUAAUUCACUAUUUUCUUACUUACUUGGGUGACUAUUUUAACUCUGUUGGCUUGAGAUUAGUUUAGGUAUAUAAGAAGAUGUCUUCAUGUACUUAAGUACUGUAUGUCGUGCUUGUAUUUGUGUAUUAACUGUGUAUAGCUAUAGGCUCUGACAUACAGAAUGUCCACGCCCUCUCAAAGGCUAAGAAACAGCUACAUUUCUAAUGGCAGAGUAAAUCUGACCUUUAAAACAAAAUGUUGUAAUUGAUUGUCAUAUUGUAUGGCCACACAUAUUUAAGAUCUGCAGUCCUGUAGGACAGUGCUUUUGGUCUGUAACUAUAAUACGUUGUAGGUAAAAGCUUAUCUGAUCUGUGAUAGUCUUUUAAGAGAAUGUGCCAAGUUAUGGCAACAGAUACAAUGCAAAACACUUAAAUGUACAUUUUCGGUUCAGCUCACACUCAAGGACAGAUUAAAUAUACUUUGAGGAAUAUUUUAGGGUUCAUAUCCUAGUGAAAUGCAAGUAAGUAAUAAUGCAAAUAAUGCUUCUUUCCUGAUACAGAUUUAUAGGUAGUUUUUAAGAGCUAGAAGGGACUGUAAGUGUAGAAGUAAAAAAAAAAAAGGAAGCUAAAUUGCAUAAAGAUGUUGGCGUGGUUGUGAGUAAGCAUGUUUACAUCUGUUCAAGAGCAUGUGUGUGUGUGUCAGUGUGUUCAUGCCAAGUGGGCAUGGAAGUGUACAUAUGAAUUGUGUGUAUUGGGUAUGCAGGUGAGUGCAUGUCUGGGUGUUAUAACCUCUGAUGACCCUCAUUUAUUUUAGGUUUUAAUAUGUGCAAGAGACAAUAGAAAACCUUUAAUGCAAAACACUUGACUGUGAAAGUUCUGUUCUUUAACAUUACCGAAACUUGCUUGUUCUUCUGAACCACUUAAAGAAACAACCUAAUGGUUGGAAUUUCUGAAUACUUUAGAAUCUUACUUUAAUUCAAGCAAAAGGCUGUGUGAGUUGUGGAUAUUUAUGAGUCUUCAGUAUACACUGUAAGUGAGCGCUUCUGUGUCUUGUUAUUGUAUGUUUCUGGUUUUAUGUUUUAGUGUUUGUAUUUAGUAUUUGUAGCUGCAAGUGUGUGUGUGUGUGUGUUUUGUCAGAGGGGUUGUUUUUGUACUGCGGUUAAAGGUUACUGAAGAUACCUUUAUCCUUCCAGUUACAACACAGAAGGUCAUACUCAUUAAGGACCAUCACACCAGUAAAUCUAUAGAACUGAUCUAAAUAAAUAAAUAAAUAGAGAGAGAGAGACAGAUGGCAGUACAUGAGGAUAGAGUAUGGGUUAUGGAUGGAAUCUCUCUGCUUUUAGCUGCUGAUAAUGUUACAGUUCAGUAUUUUAAGUACCUGUUUUACUUUCAUUGUUUUAGUUUUAGUGUUUAGAGUUUAGAAUGUUGUGAAUGUAACAUAAGAAUGUAAGCUAAAGCUGUCUCCCCAUUGCCAGCUGAUUAUUAAGCCCUAGAAAUAGUAUUAUAAUUUUUUUAUCACUAAUAUUUAAGCCAUUUAACAUUAUUUGUAUUUUAUUUUUGGGGGGG
Molecule: messenger RNA, 4961 nt
Organism: Polyodon spathula (Mississippi paddlefish)
Lineage: Eukaryota; Metazoa; Chordata; Actinopteri; Acipenseriformes; Polyodontidae
Product: protein EFR3 homolog B
Exons: 24
Coding region: 299-2752 (817 amino acids)
Biological process (GO): protein localization to plasma membrane
Cellular component (GO): plasma membrane
Source: RefSeq, a predicted model, not a curated record